AUGCGCGCAGGCGGCUGGUUGCCAUGGCUCGCCGGCAGCUGUGCUGCGUCGCUCGCCACGCUGUGGCACAUCUGGGUCACCACGCCGCCUGCGGCAGAGGCGCCUGCCGUCGACACGACCGGCAGCGGUGCAGCGGCCGCGGGCGACGCGGGCGUCGGGUCGCCCGCGGCCCUCGCCACACACAGCAGCGCGCGCAAGGCAGCAGCCGAGGUGACCAGCCAGCGACCGUCGCUGCCUAAUGCCAACGGUGGUUUGAUUCAACGGCGGGCCGCAGCACCCCAGGUCACACCGGGCAAGGGCACAUGCAGCAGCGACAGCAGCAGCACACCAAGCGACAGCGGCAGCAGCAGCAGCUGGAGAAGCGGCAGCAGCGGCCUCAUGUGGGCGCUGUGCGCGCCCGCGGGCGCGUGCGCCGCCGCGCUGCUCGUGCCGCCCGCGCGCGGCGUGCAGGGCCAGGGCGCGCGCGUCGCCCUCGCGGUUGGUGCAAUGGGGGCGUCCGCGCCCGCGGCGCUCCACUGCCUCUUGGUGGCGCUGCCGCGCACGACCAGCCUGGGAGAGGGCGCCCUCCUGGUUCAAGGCGUUGUGUUUGCGCUGGCGGGCGCCGCGUGGGGGCUGCGGCGCACCGGCGAGUUUGCAGCAGCAGUGGGCGAGGCCUCAGCAGCUUGGCCGCGCCUGGCCGGGUGGGAUAGCGCGGUGGCGCUCGCGCAGGCAGCUGGGGGCAGCAUCCCUUGGGCUGCCGUGUGGUCUUCAGAAGCCGGUUUUCUGCGGGGUGCGGCGGCCGCAGACGAGCUGCUGGCUCCUUUUGUGUCCCUGUUAGUGGCGAGCGUGGUGGCUAUCAGCUCUGCCGUAUGGGUAGGCACCUCCUGCGCUCGGCAUACGCCGCCAGGCCCGCGACGCCUGCUGCUGCGAGGCGCGGCGGCGCUGCUGGCCACGGCGGCGUCGUGCAUGCUCGCGCUUCUGGCGGCGUGGACCCUGCUGGUGUUCCUGCCGGCCGCGGCUCACCGCGUGUGGCUGCUCGCGUACUGGGCCGCGGUGCUGGCGGUCGCGCUGCCGGCGAUGCGGGUCGCCGCAACGCGCAAGGCCGCUCAGCAGAUCAUUCUGCGGAAAGGAUAUCAUCUUGUGGCCGCCGCGCUCUUCCUGCCGGCCUUCUUCCUUGACCUGCCGCUGCUCUGCGCCUCCCUGGCCAUCGCCUUUGCCGCGCUGGUCGCGGCGGAGGUCGCGCGCUGCACUGGAUUGCCUGUCGUCGGCGCUGCCGUGCAAGGGUUUAUGCAGGACUUUGUUGACGGCCGCGACGCGGGGCCGCUGUAUGUGACACACUUCACGCUUCUGCUCGGCCUCGCGCUGCCCAUGUGGCUCGUGGCCGCCCUGCCCUGCGGCACCCCCGGCGCCAGCAGCCGCAGCAGCUGGUGGGCGGCAGCGCGCUCGGGAGGCGGCGGCGGGGCAUCAUGUGCGGGCUCCCUGCCGGCUGUGCUGGCCGGGCUCAGCGGCAUGAUGGUGAUCGGGUUUGGCGACACCAUGGCGUCCGUCGUCGGCCGCGCGUAUGGGCGCGUGGCUAUUCACGAUGGCAGCCGCAAGACGGCCGAGGGGACGGUGGCGGGCGUGGCCAGCACGCUGGCCGCCUGGUGGGCUGUCCUCGCGGUCGCGCUCGGCGGCGGCGCGCACGCGGCCGCCGGCGCUCUGGGAGCGCUCGCGCCGUGGCCUGGCGCGGCGCAGUGGCGGCAGCUCGCGGCGGCGACGGCGGGCGCGUGCCUGCUGGAGGCGUGCACCAGCCAGCUGGACAACAUCCUGAUCCCACUCUGGUACUUCCCGCACUGCCUGCUGGUGGCCCCCGGCGGCGCGCCGUUGUGA
Messenger RNA from Monoraphidium neglectum, 1848 nucleotides. RefSeq lists its product as hypothetical. The record is from RefSeq and is a predicted model, not a curated record. NCBI's taxonomy places the organism in Eukaryota, Viridiplantae, Chlorophyta, Chlorophyceae, Sphaeropleales, Selenastraceae. Gene Ontology annotation, biological process: dolichyl monophosphate biosynthetic process. The transcript has 3 exons. The coding region runs from base 1 to 1848 and encodes 615 amino acids. Gene Ontology annotation, molecular function: dolichol kinase activity. Gene Ontology annotation, cellular component: endoplasmic reticulum membrane.